AUGCAGAUGUUGAUGAGCAGGGCGCGCGUGCUGGGCCUCGUCGUCUUUGACCCACAGCAGCUGCAGGCGACCGGCAGCUGCGCCCUGUCCGGCACGCUGGUGACGUCGUUUGAAGAGCUGGAGGAGGGCGGCCUGUACGUGCUGGGCGGCAUCACCCAGCCCAUGCUGAGGCGCCUGCGCCAGGAAUGCGCCCACCUCGGGCGGCGGCGUGAGGGGCCUGUGCAGGAGGUGGAGCAGCUCGCCGAGCAGCUGCCGCAAAUGAGCCAAGAAGCAGACGCGAGCUCGCCGCUGGGGCGGCUUGCGGGGCCCGACGUCCGCGCCGCUUGCAUGGCGGGAAAGGUGGACCCCCGCGCCCAGCAGCGCGUGCGGGCGGCCCGCGAGCUGCGCAACAUGCUGCAGCUGCGCCGCACAUGCAGGUCCACAGGCCGCGUCCAGGGCACGGCGCUGCGGGUGUGCGGCGCGGCCAGACGGUCGGCGCUGGGCUGA
Monoraphidium neglectum is the source of this 486-nucleotide messenger RNA. RefSeq lists its product as hypothetical. The coding region runs from base 1 to 486 and encodes 161 amino acids. The transcript has 2 exons. The record is from RefSeq and is a predicted model, not a curated record. Lineage: Eukaryota; Viridiplantae; Chlorophyta; Chlorophyceae; Sphaeropleales; Selenastraceae.